Mesitornis unicolor (brown roatelo) is the source of this 2218-nucleotide messenger RNA. RefSeq names its product plasminogen (gene PLG). Gene Ontology annotation, biological process: proteolysis. Gene Ontology annotation, cellular component: extrinsic component of plasma membrane. The transcript has 16 exons. Gene Ontology annotation, molecular function: signaling receptor binding; serine-type endopeptidase activity. The record is from RefSeq and is a predicted model, not a curated record. Lineage: Eukaryota; Metazoa; Chordata; Aves; Mesitornithiformes; Mesitornithidae. The annotation marks the transcript as partial.
UUUAUCUUCUAGAAUGCAGGGAAGGAAAUGGGGUGGAUUACAGAGGAACAGAAGCCAAAACUCAGAAAGGUGUGGCAUGCCAGAGGUGGGCUGAUAAUUCCCCCCAUAAACCAAAUUACACACCUGAAAAAUAUCCCAAUGCAGGACUGGAGGAAAACUACUGCAGAAAUCCUGAUAAUGAUGUAAAAGGACCCUGGUGUUACACAACAGAUCCUGCUACCAGAUUUGAUUACUGUAACAUCCCAGAGUGUGAAGUUGAGUGCAUGCACUGCAGUGGAGAAAACUACCACGGAGUAGUUGCGACAACGGUGUCUGGGCUUGAGUGCCAGCGCUGGGACUCCCAGGAGCCUCACUCUCAUGGAUACCUCCCAGAAAAUUUUCCAGAGAAGGAUCUGAAGGUGAAUUAUUGCCGUAAUCCUGAUGGUGAACCUCAGCCCUGGUGUUUCACUACCAGCCCAACUAAACGCUGGGAAUAUUGUGACAUUCCUCGUUGCACAACACCCCCACCAGUUCCUGCACCAGGACGUCAGUGUCUAUCCGGAAGAGGAGAAGACUAUCGGGGCACAAUAUCUGUUACUGAAUCGGGAAAUACCUGUCAGCGCUGGAGUUCUCAAUAUCCUCACAGACAUGCUCGCACUCCUGAAAACUAUCCCUGCAAGAACCUAGAGGAAAACUACUGUAGAAAUCCCGAUGGUGAGAAGAUGCCAUGGUGUUACACCACCAACAGAACUGCCCGGUGGGAAUAUUGUACCAUCCCCUCCUGUGAUGGGACAGAGCCAGAGGUCCCUGCUGUUGAUGUGCCUGAGCAGGCUCAAAUUACUGAGGAGUGCUAUCAAGGCAAUGGUGUGACUUACCGUGGCACAGCUUCUUUCACUCUCACGGGAAAGAAAUGUCAAGCCUGGAGCUCAAUGUCACCGCAUCGACACAAUAAAACAGCAGACAAGUUCCCAAAUGCGGACCUGAGGCAGAAUUAUUGCAGAAACCCGGAUGCUGAUAGCCGCCCAUGGUGCUACACCACUGAUCCCAGUGUGAGAUGGGAGUAUUGCAACCUGAAGAGGUGUGAUUCACAAAUUACUUUACCAAAACCUCCACAGACAACACCAGAACCAAAUCCUGAUUGCAUUAAUGGUAAUGGUAAAGAUUAUCGUGGUACAGUAGCAAAAACUGCAAGGAGCAGGACUUGUCAAGAGUGGAGUUCUCAGAGACCUCAUAGCCACGACUAUUUCACUCCCAUGACUCAUCCAGAAGCAGGCCUGGAUAAAAAUUAUUGCAGGAAUCCUGAUGGAGAUGUGAAUGGACCCUGGUGCUACACAACAGACCCAAGAAAAGCCUGGGAGUACUGUGACAUUCCCAAGUGCCCUCCUGCUCAGUAUGAGUGUGGAAAAGCCAAGUUCAGACCAAAGUUAUGUGCUCAAAGAAUUGUUGCUGGGUGUAUUUCACAUCCGCACUCCUGGCCCUGGCAAAUCAGUCUCCGGACAAGUUUUGGCCUACAUUUCUGUGGGGGAACUCUGAUAGAUCCACAGUGGGUUCUUACUGCCGCUCACUGCCUAGACAAGUCCUCACGGCCAUCUGCAUAUAAAGUAUAUCUCGGAUUACACAAAGAAAGAGCAUUAGAGGCGACAGUGCAAAAACGAGAUGUUGAGAAAUUGUUCAAGGAGCCACACAGAGCCGAUGUUGCUUUGCUAAAACUGAGCAGCCCAGCAAUCAUCAAUAAUCAUGUAAUCCCAGUCUGUUUGCCAAAAGAAAAUUCUGUGUUAGGAGGAAGAGAGGAGUGCUAUGUCACAGGCUGGGGGGAUACAAGAGGAACUGGUGGUGAUGGCUACUUAAAGGAAACUGGUUUCCCUGUAAUUGAGAAUAAAAUAUGCAACCGCCCUGAAUUUUUGAAUGGUAGAGUUAAAAAGCAUGAGCUCUGUGCUGGGAAUAUUCAUGGUGGCACAGAUAGCUGCCAGGGGGACAGUGGAGGACCUCUAGUUUGUCUGGACCAAGAUAAAUUUGUCCAACAUGGAGUCACCUCCUGGGGCCUUGGCUGCGCCCAACCCAUGAAACCUGGUGUUUACGUUCGAGUUUCCAAUUACAUUCCUUGGAUUAAGAGUAUAAUGGAAAACAACUGAUCCUGGGUUUGGACUGCCCUCUCCUGGAAAGCAGAAUGCACAUUAGAAAUACAAGAUUCCAAGUGCAAUAUUAAAGCUACAAUCAAAGUAAAAUAAAUAUGAUCAUC